Messenger RNA from Chlamydomonas reinhardtii, 2892 nucleotides. RefSeq lists its product as uncharacterized. The transcript has 12 exons. The record is from RefSeq and is a predicted model, not a curated record. Bases 334 to 2667 code for a protein of 777 amino acids. Gene Ontology annotation, molecular function: serine-type endopeptidase activity. Gene Ontology annotation, biological process: proteolysis. NCBI's taxonomy places the organism in Eukaryota, Viridiplantae, Chlorophyta, Chlorophyceae, Chlamydomonadales, Chlamydomonadaceae.
CUCACAGCUCGCCAAUACGCUCAGGCUCAUCAACUCCGCUCCUUCCACUUCUAGCCGACGAGCCUUGGCGCCUAAGCAAUAUAAAAGCUAUGUGCUACACCUUAACUUCAAUGGGCAACGUGGUGCGGCCGGCUGGAGAGCCCUGGCACGCGCACCGUGCUACGCGGUGGCACGAUGAUGACGGGUACAAGUCAGGUGGGCACGGACACACUGAGGGUACUUGCGGGCUUCAUCCAUGCGGCCGGCUUGAAGCAACACCUGGGUACGCAGGGGGCCGGGGCACGGCGGGGGAGGUAACACUACACCACGGCAUACCACAGUAUCACGCGUUCGAUGUUUGGCACUUUUGUCCCGGGGGCGGGGGCCACCGUGCAGGCGCCCAGCGGCGGCGCCGGGGGCGCGACGCCAGCUGCUGGUGCGUCUGCCAACAGCAGCAGCAGCAGCAGCAGCAGCAGCAGCAGCAGCAGCAGCAGCAGCAGCAGCAGUGUCAGCGGGGGGGCGGGCGGGCGGCGUCUUGCUGCCGCCGCCGCCGCCGCCGCGGAGGUGGCGGGCGCGGCUGUGCAGGUGGGGGUGCCGGCGCUGGUCGCGAGCGGCGAGGAUGCGCAGGGCCGAAAGAGCUUUAAGAUUGUGCUGUGGCCGGCUCAGAACCUGCACGGGCUGCCCCUGCUUGAGGACGUCCUGCAAUCGGACCAGGCGGUGCCGCUGCUGGUGGCUCAGCCUGGCAGCGCCUGCGCCGACGCCGGCCUCGCCAACCCGCGCGACCAGGUCAAGGGCGCGGUGGUGGUGGUGCUGCGCGGGGGGUGCUUCUUCUACCAGAAGGCUCUGGCGGCGGUGGCUGCGGGCGGCAUCGCCCUGGUAGUUGCCAACAACCUGCCGGCCAACCUGCCCACCUCCAUGGUCACCAAGGCGCUGGGACAGUGGUUCAUGGGCAACGUCACACGUACCACCGGGCCCAACGCCCCCGUGCGCACCACCGUAGGCAUGGCGCUGCUGCUCGUGUCGUUGUCCGACGUGCCCUUCUUCUCCAGCUACGGCCCCACGCCCGACGGCCGCAUCAAACCCGACCUCGUGGCCCCGGGGGUUGACAUCACCUCCGCCUUUCCCGCAGCCGUGGCCUCAGCCGGGCUGGCAGCUACUGCCGGCAGCAGCAGCGGCAGUGGCAGUGGCGGGAGGAGCGGCGAGCAGAUGGAGGGGGACGCGGGUGGUAGUGGUGGAGGCUGCAGCUCUGCGAGCAGGCCGCUGUCUGGAACGUCCAUGUCGACACCCCAGGCCGCCGGCCACGCGGCGCUGGUGCGUCAGUACCUGCGCACCGGCUUCUACCCCACCGGCUCCCCGGCGGACGCCGUAGCCGCGCCCUUCACCCCCAGCGGCAUGCUGCUCAAGGCCAUGGUCAUCGCGGGCGCCAAAUCAAUGGAGGGCGGCCUCGCGUUCGGCCAGGGCUCUCCCAUGGGCCCCCCGCCCGAUGCCUACCAGGGCUGGGGCCGCCUCAGCCUGCCGAACACGCUGCCGCUGCCCGGCCUCACGCCCGCCGGCUUCUCGCUCCAGGUGGCGGACCGCGGCCAGUUCACCGCCAGCGGCCAGCAGGCGGCGCUCACCGGGAUCACGGCGACGGGGGACGGGCCCAUCUCCAUCGUGCUCACGUGGCACGACUACCCGGCGGACCUGAACGCCCCCACCCAGCUGGUCAACGACCUCGACCUGGUCGUGCGGCUGGAGCUGCCGGCAGCUACUGUCACAGCUGGGGCUGCUACAGCUGCUACAACCGCCAACGGUACGACGGCAAUCGAGGGCAGAGGCACCAAAUCCACAAACCCGACUGGCAGUAGCGGCAACAGCACCGGCGGCAGCAGCAGCCAGCAGCAGGAGCCGUUGCUACAGCCGCUGACGCAUUUCUUGGGCAACAACCAUGAGGAUGAGGCCUCGCCCUCCCCCGAUCGCCUGAACACGGUGGAACGUGUGUACAUCACCCACGCACCCGCCGCUCGGCGCCGCCCUCACCAUCACCGUGACGGCGGCGGACCUGCCCUCGCUGCUUCUGUCGGGUCCGGACGCGCUGUUGCCCCAGCGCUGGGCGGUGGCGGUGGUGGGGCACUUCAGCGGCACACUGGCCUCCGAGCUCAACCCCGCCUACGUGCGCCAGGGGCAGCUCGGCACCCGCGGCGACAGCGGCAGCCCCGCACCGCCAAGUCCCACGCCGCCACCCGCCGCUGCUCACGUCAGCUGCAGCAACAACACUGCUGCCGCCAGUGUCAACACCACCUUGCCCAUGAGGGCGCCUCCGACGGCGGCACCCGCAGCAACCGCACGGCGGCUUCAAAGCAGCAGCAGCCAAGCCCGGCACAUAAGCCGAGCCCGCCGGCAGCAGCCAGCAGCGGCUGCAAAGGCCGCCGCCGCACCUCAGCGUCACCUACGUCGUCAUCGGUUUGGUCGGCAGGCGGCGGCGGCGGCAAGGAGGGGAUCCCAUGGGCCUGGGGCCUGAGAGGCGGUGGCCACACGAGCGACGGCUUGCAGCGGCGGUGGCCGCAGCUACGUGAGCGCAUGUGGCUACUGCUGCCCGCUGGCAGGGUGAGCAGGUCGGCGGUGGCUAGCGGAAUGGAAGCGCGAAAUGCCGCUGCUUUGGUGGUGGAGGACAAGGAAGAUAUGGAGCGGAGCAUUAAGGGUACAUGAGGGGCGAUGGUUUUAAACAGCGCCAUAUACUAAUAGGCAUGCGGACGGACAUGUCGGACAUGCACAGUGAGUGAGUGUGUGUGCAGUGUGCGGGUGGGGGGGAUGCUCCAUAUAUAUGCUCCGAGUCUAUGGCUGCGGCUUUGCAUGCAUGCGGCCAGGCGCCAGGCACCAGCCAUGUACGGGGCAGCAUCAAUUCACCUGGCCAGCAAGUGAAAGGGUUGGAUA